Messenger RNA from Kwoniella botswanensis, 2880 nucleotides. RefSeq lists its product as uncharacterized. Lineage: Eukaryota; Fungi; Basidiomycota; Tremellomycetes; Tremellales; Cryptococcaceae. The record is from RefSeq and is a predicted model, not a curated record. The transcript is spliced from 8 exons. Gene Ontology annotation, biological process: mRNA 3'-end processing by stem-loop binding and cleavage. Gene Ontology annotation, cellular component: mRNA cleavage and polyadenylation specificity factor complex. Gene Ontology annotation, molecular function: RNA binding. Bases 1 to 2880 code for a protein of 959 amino acids.
AUGAUCACCCUCACCCCCUUGUCCUCCUCUGCAGCAGCUUCCUCCUCAUCAGAACCGAUAUGUUACCUUUUAGAGCUUGAUGAGGCGAGGAUACUGCUCGACUUGGGACAGAGGGAUUAUCGGGCAAGCUCGUUGCAGGAUAAUUGGGAGUACGAGGAAAAAGUCAGAGAACUCGCACCCACACUCUCGUUGGUAUUGUUAUCACACUCUCCUGCAACUUACCUCUCCCUGUAUCCUUACGCCAGAGCAAGAUGGGGAUUGACAUGUCCUGUAUACGCUACUCAGCCGACGGUGGAGAUGGGACGAGUGGUCUGUCUAGCAGAAGUAGAAUCAUGGAGAGCGGAAUGUCUUGUGGAUGAAGGGAGUUCACUUAGUGCAAAUGGAGCAGAAAGUAGCAAAUUGGAUAAGGGGAAGAAACCACUGAGAGGGCCAUUUGUGCCUACCGUAGAAGAGAUCCACGAAGCCUUUGACUGGAUAAAGGCUAUCAGAUAUAAUCAACCUCUACAUCUUGGUGGCGAUCUCUCACAUCUGCUAUUGACGCCUUUCCCUUCCGGUCAUACCUUAGGAGGAACUUUGUUCAAGAUUCGUUCACCCACGUCGGGUACGAUCCUAUAUGCUGUGGGGAUCAAUCAUACAAGUGAGAGGCAUCUGGAUGGUAUGGUUGGAGGUCACAAUGGUCCAACAGGAUAUGCUGAAGGUGUGUUACGACCUGAUCUGUUGAUCGUGGAGGGAGGUCGAAGUGAGGUGGUCAACCCCAAGAGAAGGGAAAGAGAAACAGCAUUGCUAGAUGUUGUAACUUCCACUCUUGAAUCGAAUCACUCCGUGCUUCUACCUUGUGACCCCUCACCACGUUUACUGGAACUGUUGAUACUGCUUGACCAACAUUGGACGUUCAAGUUGAAUCCUACCAAUAAGCGGUGGCAAGCUUCCAGCGACCCGUGGCCUUACCCCUUAUGCCUUGUCAGCAGAACAGGACAAGAUAUGGUUUCGUUUGCUAGGAGCUUGAUAGAAUGGAUGGGGGGUGUGGUCAAGGAAUCUGGUGGCGAAGAAGUGGUUGUAGGAGAUCUAGCUGGUGGUCAGAAAGGUAGAAAGAAGAGGAGAAAUGCUGGUGCAGCUCUGGGAUCGGAAUACGGUGCUUUGGAUUUCAGACAUGUGCAAUUCUUCUUGACGCCUUCCGAUCUCCUUCAGGCGUACCCACUCAUGAGACCCAAACUUGUCUUGGCCAUCCCCCCAUCCAUGUCUCACGGUCCGUCACGGUUCCUCUUCACCACUAUGGCGAGCACGGAAGGGAAUGUCAUCCUUCUCACCUCUCGUGGAGAGGAUACCACUUUAGCUCGAGAUCUGUACCAGCGGUGGGAGCAGGAACAAGAAGAAGCGUCAAAGUGGGGUAAAGGGAAGAUCGGGAAACUAGGAGGAUUGAAAGGCCAGUUACAGAUAGAGAUGGAUUCGAAAGUUCCUCUAGCUGGUGCAGAGUUAGAUGCGCACCUUGAGAACGAACGGUUAGCUAAAGAAAGAGAAGCGGCUCAUCAAGCAGCGUUGGACAGAUCGAAAAGGAUGCUAGAAGCUGAUGAUCUUGAAUCUGACUCGGAGUCGGAAUCGGGUGAAUCGGAUGUUAAUGAAGAUGAUGGAAUCAUGGCUCCUGUCAUCACGAAGAGACGGCAAGAUGCUAAUGCAUUUGCGGGUGAUGGAGAGGAUGUCAAUAGGACAAUGUCAUUUGAUAUAUACGUGAAAGGACAACAGAUGAGAGUGUACAAUAGACCUGGCGAAAUGACCAGAUUUAGGAUGUUCCCGUUCUUGGAGAGGAGGGGAAGAAAGAUUGAUGCGUACGGAGAGGGACUGGAUAUCGGUCAGUGGGUUAGGAAGGGGAGGGAAAUUGAAGAAGAGGGCGAAACAGAGGAGGUUAGGGAGAAGAAGAGACAAAAGGAGGAGGAGGAAGAGAAACAGAAAGUGCAACCCGAACCACCAUCAAAGUAUAUCUCAGAACAGCUCAAUCUCGACUUGCGAGCAUCUAUAUUCUUUGUGGAUAUGGAAGGUCUGCAUGAUGGUCAAUCCAUCAAAACUAUCAUAUCGGAUUUACAACCUCGUAAACUGAUACUUGUUCGAUCCGAACAAGAGAUCACGUCGUCCCUGGUGAAUUACCUCAAUUCUGUCUCUGGCGUUACUCGAGAUAUAUUCGUUCCUGCUACGGAAGAACAGGUGAAGAUAGGUGAACACGUUCAGUCGUACUCUAUCACUCUGAGCGAUACCAUAUCGGCUGGAUUGACCAAGAAAUGGUCCAAAUUCGAAGGAUAUGAAGUAGCCAUGAUAGAUGGUAAAAUCGCUUUCGCACCUGGAUCUACCGUUCCAGUACUAGAAAGUUCGCAACUGGUCAAACCCCUGCCGAUUGAGGAAGAACAGGCGGAGAAGAAAGUCGAAAUUAGCCAAGAUGGAGAUGUGGAGAUGACUAGCGAGCCAGCGAAAGAAGCUACCGAAGAGACAGCUCAAGAUGACCAGGUGCAAGUCAAAGCUGAACCGGAAGAAGCCAAAGACACAGAUGUCAAUGAGGUGGUCACAACGAAGAAGAAAGUACCUGUACCAUAUCAUAUUGCAAAAUCUUCAAUCCCAUCAUCACUGUAUAUCGGUACAUUACGACUGACCUCUCUCAAAUCGAAUCUUACCAAAUUGAAACCUUCGAUCCCAUCUGAAUUUGCAGGUGAAGGAACCCUACUGUGUGGACCUGGAUUACUCACUCCUCCAGAGGAAAAAGUGAAAUCUGGAAGUGUAGUAUUGGUCAAGAAGAUAGGUGAUAAUGGAAUUGUCGUAGAGGGCACGAUAGGUAGGGUGUAUGAUCUGGUAGUAGGUGCGGUGAAGGAUGAAUUAGCUAGGGUGAAUAGCUCAUAG